Messenger RNA from Trifolium pratense (red clover), 1031 nucleotides. RefSeq names its product metacaspase-1-like. NCBI's taxonomy places the organism in Eukaryota, Viridiplantae, Streptophyta, Magnoliopsida, Fabales, Fabaceae. The record is from RefSeq and is a predicted model, not a curated record. The transcript has 2 exons. Bases 79 to 894 code for a protein of 271 amino acids. Gene Ontology annotation, biological process: proteolysis. Gene Ontology annotation, molecular function: cysteine-type endopeptidase activity.
UUCAAACAGUCACAAUUUAAGCAUGAUUUAGGUUCAGCUCAGAUUUAUAUUCACCGUGUCAGGUUAGCAUUUACGUAUAUGAAAAUUGGCAUGAAAAACACCAAGUUGAAUAUUGUUUUUCAGCACAACCAGGAUAAUACUAAUGCUGAGUACACUAACACAAAACAAGAGCGGGUUAGCGAGGAAUUGCAGUCUUUUACAUCUGCUAAUCCUGGUUUAAAGGACUGUGGUGAUGGCAAACACAAUGACAAAACAUUGAUUAAUAACCUACAUAUUAACCUUUCGGGAAAUGGGAAUGGAUCAGUUCUCAUUAGCGUCUACAACUACAAUCUCAGCAUGAAUUAUCCUCCUACUACCUAUGGAACACCUGUCCUUUCCUAUUAUCCUCCAUUGAGGCCUCCUUCUGCAUUUGGUAACAAAAGGGAUGUGUUAUUUGGAAUCAGUUAUGCUGACACAGCGACUCCGAGGAAGCUUAAAGGUUCUGUGAACAAGGCUAAACUCAUGAAACAAUUUUUGAUUGACAAGUUGGGAUUUCCUAGCAAUUCCAUAUACAUGCUCACUGAUGAUUCAGAGGAGAAAAACACAACCCCAACAAAAAGUAACAUGCGAAUGGCUAUGAGGUGGUUAGUUGAGGGCAGCAAACCAGGGGACUCGUUGGUGUUUUACUUCUAUGGACAUGGAUCAUGGGUUAAAGACCAUAACGUGGAUGGGUUGAUGGGUGUGAUGAUAUACUAUGUACCAAGACAUCAAGCAAUAACCACUAGACAAAAAAAGAAAGAGCAAAGAUUAAGAAGUGGAACCUUGUCAGCACAUCAGUCAUUUCACCUCUUUAAUAGUUUCCACAUUUUUACAAUAUGUUAUGUCCUCUUCAUAAGCUCUAAAAUACACACAUAAAAUCAGAUAAAGGAACGAAUAAUAGCAUAAAAUAUCAAUAACACGGAAAAAAAAUCAGUAUUUCAAGGAUGUUAACUUGAAAUCAAGUAGGAACUAGAUGAAAAAAUUUGCAUCAUGACUGGCACCUUAGACAUCCA